AUGGCUGUCUCUUUCCUCCCUCCACCAUGUUUGCAGCUUGAAUUACAAGCCAUACAGUGGUGUCAUUCAUUAAUGACACCUCAGGUGUGUUUACAAGAAGUAACAUUUGUUUUGAACCAAUCAGAGCGAAUCACGGCACGCCAAAAAUAGCGGGAAAUAUUACUGUUUGUGCAAUAUGUCAUGGCGGCUGUUCAGGCGAAGAUGUGUCGUUCUUCUCUAAAGGCAAUGGUUUCGUCCCCAGUUUGUGAUGAAGCACAUUAUCGGUAGAUGAGAGCGAGAAUAGUCCACCUCAAUCUCAAGUGACGCCAGUGAUGCUAAAAAGAACUACGAGCACGGGUUUUACUCCGAGCGUGGUGGCCGUGGAUCAAAGAGAAGAUGUCGAAGAUCCGAGAGGUAAGUUCCCGCCAAAACAGUUUUGCUUUCUGACAAAUCAACUUCUUCUGCCCGGUUCUUAAUUUCUUUUGUUCUUGCUUUUUUUUCAGACUGGGAUGUUCAGCGUGUCAAGGUCUAG
Molecule: messenger RNA, 511 nt
Organism: Pocillopora meandrina
Lineage: Eukaryota; Metazoa; Cnidaria; Anthozoa; Scleractinia; Pocilloporidae
Source: the annotation of a GenBank genome assembly